UCUUCUUAUUAUGGUUGAGCGCUCGGGUUGUUGGGUUGCACGCAUGCUUAUUGUUGUGUACUCCAUACUGUGUGUGCGAGCUCUUUUACCACUGCACUGGAAUAGUACACUACUGUACCAAUUAUAUUGACGUAGGUCUCAUUCAAUUUUUUUUUCGAGCACAGGGAUUUCCCUUUCUUGGAGGGGGAUCCGUUGUUUUUUGUCACUGAAGGAUGCGGAAGUAAGCUUCGACAAUGGAAGUGGCUGCUUAACUUUCUCUUCAAGAGAUCAGAACUCCUGAAUCUACUGAAAGUUUAGGACAGAAGUGACGGUAUAAACGUCGCCAGAUUUGGAGGAGUGCGUCUGUUCAACAUCGGUGAGGCCACUAAAGUAAAUUUUUUUUUAUCAACGAUUGAUACUUGAGACGCUAUGAUUAACCUGUGAAAAUUCAGCUGGGGAGCCAACACCUUAUCGCUCGUAGAAAAUUAUUGGCAACCUCGUCGUGGAAAACUGGUUGGAAUAGAAUUGGAGGAAAGUGAAAGGUCGGGUAUACCUGGGGCAACGAUGGAGGAGGUAGACUAUAAGAGGGUCCGGGAGGUCAUGUGGACGGAUAAAACGUUCAGACUCCAGGAGCUACCAGCCUACUUCGGGUUCCCUCUCCUUAUCAGGGUUGUCAAGGGAUCUGAUGAUAUGGAGCACAAGGAAAAGUUUGCGAAAGGAGAGAUUCUACGAAUAGAUGGGGAGGAGAGGCAGAGGAGAGUGAUUGCGACCGACUCCAAAGGAAGGCACUGGAGCUUCCCCGUUCAUAUUGGUGCUAAGUUUGACGUCAAAAGCAAGAAAGAAAAGCGCAAAUCGAUGUACAUGAGCGAGAUCGUGGAAGCGGAGAAACUUCCCAAGAAGUUCUGUUUCGCUAAGAAGGAUGACAUGCAGAUUAAGAUUACGGGCGAGGAGCAUUCUGGACCACUGAUAGAGGGCGACUUCAAGACCAAGGAAGUGACCCGGGUCAGGAUCUUCAAGGCAAACAGGAUAACUGACGGUGAUAUAACGCUCAAAGUGGUGUUCCUGCCUGCCUACAUGGAUGUCGAGGUUGUCAUAGCAACCAAAUUGGCUUGUGAACCAGAUGCAUAUUGGGACGACUACAUGGACGCCAUGACACGCGACAUCAACAAGAAGGUCAACUUGAACAUGUACAGGGGUAAAUCAGAUAUUCAAAUCUACGAGUUUUCUGAGAAAACGAAGAAAUCCAAGGCGAAGGCAGCAUGUCCGUACGAGGAGCAAGCACCGAGCAAGAUCGUGUCCAUCGGGAGCAUCAUCAAGCAAAGGCCAUCCAGUACCAAAACAAGGACACCUUCUAGGACGCCCUCUACGUCAUCAGGAGGACGGAAUCCAAACAUGAGCACGUUCAACACUCCGGAAGCCGAUCCCGAGCCAGAGGAACCUAAACGCGCAGUAAAGGAUAUCCUCACCGAUCUACAGGACAAGAAUGAAUCCGAACUGACGGAAGAAGAGGUUCGGGUUGCUCGGCACCGGCGGAUGUUACUCGCCAUGCUUGCGAGAGAGGACGAAGAAGAGCAGGAGCAGAGGCGAUCACAGAUCAUCCCGGAUGGAGCCACGUUCGAAGGUGAUGAGGUUGAUGGUGCCGGUGGUACCAACGAUGGCGAUGAUCAGGAUGAUAACGAUGAUAAAGACGUUGAGAACGACGACGACGAUGAUGAUGACGAUGAUGACGAUGAUGAUGACCGUGACGUUGAGUCAGUGGACGCGAGAGGAGAAGGAGAUGGUGAUGUUUUAGAUGAGGUCAGGAGACCUCGUUCGCCAGGUGAUGGCUCAACCUAUUCUGCAGAGUCAGAAAACAACGAAUCCGUCUUUGUCGAUACCCCUCCAGAACCCGUUCGACAAAGGCCUCGCAUUCCCACACGUCGUACUCCUGGUCUAAGUUACGAUCACAGUCUCUCAUCAACAAACGCUCAACCUCUUGAUCAGGAGGUCAACAAGCCCACUAAGAAAUCCCCACCACCGAUUCCAGUUAAACCAAAGCCAGCUCUACCUGCAGGACAGAAACCACCAAUCUCACCGAACAAACCAGUUGUAUCACCGCGUGAGCCCGCCCUCAACCAUCCAGUAGUUCCACACGUUUCGACUAAGAUCAGUCAAGCCCGAGUCGUUAGCGCUUCAGACCCCGCUCGGUUUGCGACCAUUCAAGACUUUCCUGAGGACCUUCGUGGCCUGACGAUUGAUGAUAUAUGCAAAGCCUUGGAAUUCUUAAGCCUUGAUAAAUAUAAAGGACAGAUCAGGGACAACAAGAUCGAUGGUGAGAUGGCGUCAGAUCUGUCCGAAGACAUGCUGAAAUCAGACCUUGGUCUUAGCGGUCUUGAAGCAAAGAAAUUGCAUAAAUUCAUUCAUCAUAACUGGAGGCCAGUGUGAUGGAAUCUUUCCCCUGAAACGUCUCAACUCAAAUUGUUUAAUUUUGUGAAGGGUUUUAUUAUGAUGUCAUCAUACUUAUGUGUUGUGUCAUUUAAUAUGAUCUCUGACUGUUGAAAUGUGUUUGAAUAAGUAAACCAAGUUGAAUAGUAUUUUGGUCUACAGUGCAUAAUCAUGAUAUAACCACCGUUAUAAUCCAGAUAGGGGUCAGUUAAUCGCCAAACGGAAAGGAAGGAAAUAUCGACGUAUGUUAUGAUGUGAGUAUUUGUUGUUAAGAUGCCAGUUGCUACUAUAACGUGCUUUCAGUUUAGUUGAACAUAAAAAAAGCAAUCCCGAUUACGAAUCUGGCUUUAGAAGAUCGCUACAGCAGUCAGCAGCUUAAUAAGACGAACGGUUCGGGAAACAACUUUAAUUUUCCUUAUAUUUUAAAAUUUAUAUUUCAAAGUGAAUUAUGUGUUCUCGAAUUUCAAUCAGUGCAACGCAAAUUGGCAAUUCGGAUGUGACUUUUCAAACAAGCUUUUCUCCUAUUUGCUCCAUGCUUAAAUAUUUUUUUUUUCAAGAAUUCGCAAUCGUGUAGUAAUACCAUAACAAAAUUAUGCCUAUAAACCAUCCAUAGUAUGAAUGGAAAAAAAUAACUGUCAUAAUCAAUAAAGAGUCUAUGGACUUAUUUAUUUUUGUAAUUUAUGAACGGAUACAUAACCACAGAAUUCUAGCAUAUCUGUCCAGAUGUAGAGAUAUGUUGGUUUCACUGAAUUAAAAUUCAUUUAUUUAAAAAACAAUUUCUGACUUCUUACAGUGGCAAAUCAUGGCCUUCAGGAUACUUCACAGAAUUGCAAAGUUUGAGAUUAAUUGACUGCAAAAUAACACGUAAUUUCUUUGAUCAGGAAAAAAUAACACUUUAAUCUCUCUUAUUGUUAAGAGGUAUUCAACUUCCUUGCUUCGCACAUCCGUGACUGCCAAAACAAAACAGCACACUGGAAAUUCAUGUCAAUGAUGAUGAACAGCAUUUGUGUAAAAUGCACUAUUAGUUUUAUCUGUGAAAAACAUUCAAAGACACCGGCUCCCCAAUAUGUCACAUAUUAUUCACUAAUUGGCUGCAAAUGGUAGGUCUUUAGUUCAGAUUUUGGCCCCGUCUUACAAAGAGUUACGAUAGAUCCAAUCAAAUUCAACUGUAUGGAAAUCCAUCCAUUUUUUCUGCAGGAAAUUUGCACAAUCUCCUUAGUACACAAAGAGAAUCACACUGAAUUUCCAAGAGAAUGAUGAAUGUAUGCUUAUACAUCUAUCUAAAAAUUUUAGGUGUUUAUGUUGCUGGCCGUCCAUAGUUGUGGUUGAUCGGAUCAAUCGCUACUCUUGGUAAGACGGGGCCUAGAUGGUCUCAAUGAUGUUAAACCAUGAAUUUUCACAUGAACAGGGUAUUUUUAGUCCAUGACAUGCAUAUUUGUGAAAAAGGGUUUAUUUUAAAGUCAAACCAUACCUCUCAUGUGCAGAGUUAACCAGUGUUUCAUGGGGCUAAGUACCCAGAGGUAUAGAAGUGCUGUGGCUCAGUGGUUAAGUCUUCAUAUUUUGAACCCGAGGUCCGGGUAUAUAUCAAAUCCCACCGCAUUACUCGUUUCCUUUGCCAAGGCACUUAUCUCCAUUUGCCACUCUACAUCCAGGUGCCCGUAACUCAAAGCUUAGCAAUCAUCAUAGAAGAAUGUAUUAACUAUUGAUUGCAUUGACUGCAAUGUACAAUCAAUCGUGAAAAUUAAACGCAAUUAUCCUUUGUGUCCGGGACCCGGGUGUAUGGGUAGCCGUAUAUACUAGAGCUGGAUAAUAAUAAAUGCUAGUUGCAUAAUCAUUAUUA
This is a messenger RNA of Lytechinus pictus (painted urchin), 4243 nucleotides long. RefSeq lists its product as uncharacterized. Bases 544 to 2403 code for a protein of 619 amino acids. The record is from RefSeq and is a predicted model, not a curated record. Lineage: Eukaryota; Metazoa; Echinodermata; Echinoidea; Temnopleuroida; Toxopneustidae. The transcript has 7 exons.